Messenger RNA from Cimex lectularius (bed bug), 2238 nucleotides. It is a transcript of the gene cin, whose product is annotated as gephyrin. Gene Ontology annotation, biological process: glycine receptor clustering; postsynaptic neurotransmitter receptor diffusion trapping; establishment of synaptic specificity at neuromuscular junction. The record is from RefSeq and is a predicted model, not a curated record. Lineage: Eukaryota; Metazoa; Arthropoda; Insecta; Hemiptera; Cimicidae. The coding region runs from base 271 to 2082 and encodes 603 amino acids. The transcript has 13 exons. Gene Ontology annotation, molecular function: molybdopterin molybdotransferase activity. Gene Ontology annotation, cellular component: postsynaptic membrane; cytoplasm; postsynaptic specialization.
CAUAAAAAGCCAGGAGGUUAACGAUUUAUUUAUGGUUUGUAGAUAAACGUAUGUCGUUUGACAGACCGGGGGCGUUAACUGUCAUGUACAUCUUUUUAUUUGUAGUCUGGGAAAUGACAACUGUCGGUAUGGCAAAUUAAAGGUUUUGCCGAUUAAAACGGAAAGGGGGAAGGAAACAGAGAGGGGCAAUCGAGCUUUUGUGGUCGUUCCUGUUGUCAGUUCCUGCAUGGAGCAGCGUCUGAAUGUACUGAUAACCGGUCGUUUUCAACGAUGCAUUCGAUUCGAUUUGCAAUCCUCACAGUAAGUGAUAGAUGCGCUUUGGGCACGCAAGCUGAUCUAAGUGGCCCCACCUUAAAAAAUGCAGUUGAUGGAAUUGUUUUGAAAGAAGCUGUAGUGCCUGACGAAGUUGAAAUUAUUGAGGAGUAUCUUAGACAGUGGAGCAGGAUUGGCAGCCAAAUUGACAUUAUACUCACAACUGGUGGAACAGGGUUUUCUCAAAGAGAUGUCACUCCUGAGGCCACCUUGAAAGUGAUUGAUCGAAAUGCUUCUGGCAUCACCACAGCCAUGACCAUUGCUAGUCUUAAGGUUACACCAAUGGCUAUGCUUUCUAGAUCUGUUGCAGGCAUAAAAAACGAUACGAUGAUCGUCAAUUUGCCUGGAAGUGUCAAAGGGGCAGUACAAUGUUAUGAGGCUAUAAAACCAUGUUUGCACCAUGCUGUAGAUCUGUUAAGAGAUAGAAAGGAAAAAAUCAACGAAGUGCACGCAGCAUUACCUAUUAGUAAGGUUCGAACGGAUAACAUAGCGAAUAGAUUGAGAGUAUCGACAUGGCCCAUGAUAUCAAUGGAAGAAGCUACAAAGAUUGUGAUCAGUCAAGUAAAACCUCCAAGAAGAACUGUUCUCCCUCUGAAAGAAGUUUUGGGUAGUGUAGUUGCUGAUGAUAUUUUUGCAAUGGAGCCUCAACCGCCUUUUAGAGCAUCUGUCAAAGACGGUUAUGCUGUUUUAGCAGCAGAUGGCAAAGGGGAGAGAAGAGUAACGGGAAGUUAUAUUGCAGGCAGUGAUCCAAAGGAGUUAACUCUUCAAUCUUUAUGCUGUAUAAGAGUAAACACAGGCUCUCCCGUUCCUGCAGGCGCUGAUGCAGUCGUGCAGGUAGAAGACACAAAUAUUCUUAAAGCCGAUGAAGAUGGGAAUGAACAACUUGUAGAGAUUUUGGUGUCACCAGAAGUAGGACAGGAUAUAAGAGAAAUCGGGUGUGAUUUAAAAGAAGGAGAACUUGUUUUGAAUAAGGGGACUUUAAUAAAUAGUGCAGUCCAUGGUUUGUUGGCUAGUGUCGGAGUGUCAGAGGUUCCCGUAUAUCAACUUCCAAAGGUCGCUGUUCUCUCUACUGGAAAUGAAUUAGUAGCACCAGGGGAAAAGUUGAGAGAUGGCACUGUGAGAGACAGUAAUAUGACGACGCUAUUAUCUCUUCUGAAAGAGAAUGGAUAUAACGCACAAAAUAUGGGAAUAGCUCGUGACGAGCCUUCUGUCUUAUUGGCUGCAUUGUUGAAAAGUAUGUCUAACAGUGAUGUUGUAAUAACUACAGGAAGUGUUUCAAUGGGUGAUAAGGAUUAUUUGAAAAGAGUCUUACAAGAAGAUCUAGGAGCUACUGUCCAUUUUGGACGAUUGAAUAUGAAACCAGGAAAGCCAACUACAUUUGCCACAUGCACUGGAAUGGAUGGUAAUACAAAGUAUUUGUUUUGUCUGCCUGGAAAUCCUGUAUCUGCUACUGUUACAUGUCACCUACUUGUCCUGCCUAUGUUGAAAGCUUUGUCCGGACAACAAGUUUAUUACCCAACUAUUGUUAAUACAAUUAUUGAUUUUGAUGUGAAAUUAGAUGAAAGGCCUGAGUAUAGAAGAGCGAUUUUGGAGUUUGUUGGAGAAUCUCCUGGUUUUUGUGCCAGGUCAACAGGAGGACAAGCUAGCAGUAGAUUAAUGAGUUGCAGGGAUGCAAAUUGUCUGCUUCUAUUGCCAUCUUCAAAAGUACACACUAGCGGAAAGAUCUGUAAAGGUGCAACUGUAAAAGCAAUGAUAAUAGGAAAACUGUAGAAAUUUUAACAUUGAAUACAUUUAUGAUUUUCACUAGCACAUUAAGUUUUUUCGUUAAUUAUAUCACAGUAUAGUUUGUAUUUUGUUAUUAUUCCAGAUUGUUGUAAUUACGAAACUUUCUGAACAAACUGUUUAUAUCAAAUAUAUUAAUGGCAA